Molecule: messenger RNA, 2911 nt
Organism: Thalassophryne amazonica
Lineage: Eukaryota; Metazoa; Chordata; Actinopteri; Batrachoidiformes; Batrachoididae
Gene: rassf2b
Product: Ras association domain family member 2b
Exons: 11
Coding region: 233-1159 (308 amino acids)
Biological process (GO): regulation of non-canonical NF-kappaB signal transduction; positive regulation of JNK cascade; positive regulation of protein kinase activity
Cellular component (GO): cytoplasm; nucleus
Source: RefSeq, a predicted model, not a curated record
GUCGCGAGGCCUCGCGCUGAUUGGUCGCCGGGUUCCGCCACAACAGAUGGACGUCUCGCGCUGGCUCUCCUCCAGUAGCCACGGAACGCACGUGCUCCACUGAUUGUUUCCAUCGUGAGGAGAAGGAGCGAGCUGAAGGAGCGCCGGAGGAGGAGAACAGGAGAGCCCGUAACCCCGUCUGUGGUCACUGCCAUCACACAGUCGCUGCUACGCCCCCUCAUGUUUUCUGAGAAUGAAUGACACACAGGACGGGGUUCAGAUUGGAGAGAACAAGUUCAUCAGCAAGGCAACAGUCCUCUCACAUCUUAAGACGUACAACCUCUACUAUGAAGGGCAGAAUCUACAGCUGCGGCACAGAGAAGAAGAGGGGGAGCUGAUCGUGGAGGGUUUGCUUAAUAUCUCCUGGGGCCUGCGACGGCCAAUCAGGCUUCAGAUGCAGGAUGACAAUGAGCGUAUCCGACCGCCCCCCUCCUCUACAUCCUGGCACUCUGGAUGUAAUCUGGACAGUCAAGGCUCCAACAGCACAGACAGUGCACAGACACAGCAGAACGUGCCCACUGUAACAGUAACGGCUCCUGAUAGCCAGUCGGAGGGCAACGGUAUAAACGAAGACCAGACAGAAGAGGACGAUGGUUCUGCUCAACUCCUCAGGACAAAGAGUGAUGCUGGCGUUUUAAGGCGAGGCCAACGGCGGUCACCCAGUGACCAGAGGAAGAUACGACGGCAUCGGUUCUCCAUCAACGGGCACUUCUACAACCAUAAGACAGCAGUGUUCACUCCUGCUUAUGGCUCAGUGACUAAUGUUCGUAUCAACAGCUGCAUGACGACGCCUCAGGUGCUGCGGGUUCUCCUCAACAAGUUUAAAAUAGAGAACAGUCCAGAUGAUUUCGCCCUCUACCUCGUCCAUGCAAGUGGAGAGCGUGUGAAGUUCCAGCGUAGUGACUAUCCUCUGGUUCUGAGAGUCAUGCAGGUCCAUGUGAGCAGGUCUGGCAAGGUUUUCCUCAUGGAAGAAGACUUGGGAGAAGAAGUCACAUAUGAUGUGGCACAAUACAUCAAAUUUGAGAUGCCUGUCCUGCAGAGUUUCAUCACAAAGCUGAAAGAAGAGGAGGACCGUGAGGUGCAAAAACUCAGGAGAAGGUAUAAUACCUACUAUGUGUAAUUGAGGAAGCAACUUCGCUGUCUUCCAGAGGGAGCGACGCGCAUGUGAUCAGCUUACACCACAUACAGUUGACUGUCAAACGUUAGAGUACUUUAUCCUUCUCCUCCAGUGGGAAGAAACUUCAAAUGGAGACCAAAAAUCAGCAAACAUGGAAUUUAUGAACUCGUCCUGUUACUCUGUUCCUGCCUCAGUCUUUCCCACAGUUCCUCCUCUGUCCUCAAACCUUCCAAACAAUCAGUCCUGCAGGCAAAACUGACAUUUAAUGUGAGGAUUGAAGCAAGCAAUAAAACUAUCAACUUUUUUUUCCCCUUCUCCCAUCACAAAUGUGAAGAGUGGCACAGAUAUUUUUCUCCAGAAUGAAUCAGAUAUGGUUUUGUUUUAAAGCACAAACAUGUUGCAUGCAAAGUGCCUGUCAAAAGGUUGAUCCAACAUACAAACUAUGACUGAAUAUUCCUGAAAAUAUACAUCUUAGAGGUUUCAUGGUGACAAGCACAAUGUGACAGUAGCCAGACAUGUAACAGUGAUUGAGGCCCAGGAAACGCCAUCACAGUCCCAUAAUGCACUUAGCAAAAUGGUGAGGAAACGUGAUGCCCAUUAAAGCUCUGAGAUGGUUUUCUUCUGAACAUCAACUUUUCUUCUUGUUUCAAGAAAUGUUAAUUUAAUAUGACUUGUCAGACUGCAGGGAUUAUGGAAAGCCAUGUGGGCAGAAAAUCUGUCAGCUGUACUUAUUGAAGGUCUGAUUCUAGAGAUGUGUGAAAUGAUGAAUGAUAAAAGCACAAAAUUUGCAGACACUGGUUGAUAUAAUUAAAAUUUAGAUAACAUGCCAAGCUCUCUCCACCCCCAAAAUGUUUUAAAAUUGGUAUAUUUGUGGGUGGAAUGGAUUAAACAUGUAAGAAAAUGACACUUCAUUGUGCAUGUAUGCUAUAUGAAGUGUCUUUUAUGUUUUCUUAUAUGGAAAUCCAGUCCUAGUGCAAUUAGAAUAAUAUUUGGGGGUGCAGCGAGAGGAGCCUGGCACUAUUUUAGUGUCUGUGCAAAUUUGAUGGUACAUAACCUACACAGUCAUAGUGAUAUUUUACAUGUGCCCCGCUAUUUCUGUUCAAACCUGAAAGUAAAAUAAUCAAACGGUUUCAGGAUGGAUUUUUAACAUUUUGCAGUUUUGACAGUUUUCAUGUUGACAUUUUGUCACACUUUGAAUCAUUUUUGGAAUAAAAAUCAAAACACCAUUCAUAAAAACUUUUUCCUCAGUACUGUGCAAAAAUCUAGCUAACUAAAAUGCCAUAAAAGUGAUGAAAUUCUUUAAAUAUCAAUUGCAUCAACUGAUCGAGUCCUUUGUUUUGUGGAAACUUGCAUCAGGUUGUAAACUUACAAACUAACAGCUUCUUUCUGCAAUAGGCUUAACAUUUGAUUUACUUCAACUAACAUUUGAAAACUUCUUUUUUUUUUUGCAUACUAUUUGGAAAAAAAAUAAUCACCUUAAUAGAAAGUGUGCUUAGACUUUUGCGCAAUACUGUAUUCCACCUUACUUAAAAAAAAAUCCACCUACGUUUGAAUGAAAAAGAACAAAAAUGAAAAUCUCACAUGACUGAAUUAAGCUGUUGAUGGAUGUUAAAUCUCACUGCACAUUUCUGGGUUUGGAAACAAACAGCACAAUAUUGUCCCUUUUCUUUUAUGAAAAGUGUGCUUGUGAUUCUGAGCGUGAGUGUGUUGUCUUUCAGUGACUAAAGUUUAUCUGCUUUUGUAAGGUCUCUUUUA